AUGUUUGUGUGUGACAGAAAUCUUCUGGCUGGUUUUUGUUUUCCUAGCUUUGUAGCCGGCAUUGGCUUUUCGGAGGUGCCAAGACCAGAGCGAGUGGAAUUAGACUUCAUCCGGCUCUGCCAAAGAAACUUGUGGCACACCCGACUGUGGCCCCCUUGUGCUCACACCAUCCGCGCCCCAAUUCCUGAACUCUGUCAAGGGCCAGGAGAACUCUUCCACUGGCCCCAAGAAGUGGGAUGGAAGAAGGAGAAGGGGCCAACCCCUGAAGAGGCAAUACAGAAACUGAAGGAGACAGAGAAGAUAUUGAUCAAGAAACAAGAGUUUCUGGAGCAGAAGAUUCAACAGGAGCUACAAAUGGCCAAGAAGCAUGGGACCAAGAAUAAGAGAGCUGCCCUACAGGCUUUGCGGAGGAAGAAAAGAUUCGAACAGCAGCUGGCACAAACCGAUGGGACAUUAUCUACCCUGGAGUUUCAGCGUGAGGCCAUUGAGAAUGCCACCACCAAUGCAGAAGUGCUUCGGACCAUGGAGCUUGCUGCCCAAGGCAUGAAGAAGGCCUACCAGGACAUGGACAUUGACAAGGUGGAUGAACUGAUGGCCGACAUUACAGAACAACAGGAGGUGGCCCAGCAGAUCUCAGAUGCCAUUUCUCGGCCUGUGGGCUUUGAUAUGGAUGAGGAUGAACUGUUGGAGGAGCUAGAGAAGCUGGAGCAGGAGGAAUUGGCCCGGGAGUUGUUACAUGUAGGCGACAAGGAGGAAGAACCCCCCAUCAAACUGCCUGGUGUACCUUCCACACAUCUACCUGAAGAGCCAGCUCCCAAAGCGGAUGAAGAUGAAGAAGCACUAAAGCAGUUGGCCGAGUGGGUGUCCUGAUGUGUCUGGGCUUGUUUUCCUGGCGCUGACUUCAUUGGUCUCUUUUCCUUAAGUGCCAAGUGCUAAGCAAAGGAACGUAGCCUUUUGGGGGGGUCCUGCUGAGGGUGAUAGUGACCCUGCCUGAAAAAGGGUUGUUGCCCUCCCCUCCCUGGCUCAACUCUGAAAGAGAAUGUUGGUGCAAGAGGAGCCCCUUGGCUUCCUUCUCUUUGAUAACAGUUACAGUGCCCUUGUUCCCAAUAAAAUCAGGCAGAUGGAACCCUAGUGUUUAUACUGCCUCAUCUACACCUGAAA
This is a messenger RNA of Felis catus (domestic cat), 1161 nucleotides long. RefSeq names its product charged multivesicular body protein 4A (gene CHMP4A). Gene Ontology annotation, cellular component: multivesicular body; ESCRT III complex; cytoplasmic side of plasma membrane. The record is from RefSeq and is a predicted model, not a curated record. Gene Ontology annotation, biological process: late endosome to vacuole transport via multivesicular body sorting pathway; vesicle budding from membrane. The transcript is spliced from 6 exons. The coding region runs from base 1 to 870 and encodes 289 amino acids. Lineage: Eukaryota; Metazoa; Chordata; Mammalia; Carnivora; Felidae.